UAUCAUUGCCUGAACGAAGAGCCCUGGAAACAAAGAACGUACUACCAAGAGAAGAGCGGAGAUGAUGACGAUGACGGUAGGGACGUUCACUUCCGGAAACCUUAUCUGCGUUCCUCGCGCUCCACCCAUCAUUUCUUGACACGCGUCCAGAAACUUCAAGAGAACGGGGGUGGAAGCUUCCCGCACUCUCCCGCCAUGUGUUAUCGUUAACCGGACGGACGAGCGCAUAAGAAGCUUCUAUGCGACGCAUCGUCUUCCUUCCGAUCCGCUCCAUCACAACCUUCGAUGGCUUUCCAGUUUCGCCUGCCCGAUGCGCACAACCUCCUCCGCUGUCCAAGUAGACGUUUAUCAGUGUGAGAAUGUUCCACAGCCUCUCAAGUGACACCACUACCACCCCUUCGUGUCUCUCUCCUCCAUCCUCGCGAAGAAAUCGAGGCCAUUUCGUCGAGCGAGUGGUGGCCGCGCGGCGAUGGGCUCUCCGCCCCUUCCUCCGGCCUCGGAGAAGGCCGACGAGACGACUUCAGCUGCGGCGGGGCACCCGGAGGGGCAGCGGCCGCUCCCGACGCCCUUCCUGACGAAGACGUACCAGCUGGUGGACGACCCGUCGGUGGACGACGUCGUCUCGUGGAACGAGGACGGAUCGACGUUCGUGGUGUGGCGACCCGCCGAGUUCGCCCGCGACCUCCUCCCCAAGUACUUCAAGCACAACAAUUUCUCCAGUUUUGUUCGCCAGCUCAACACCUACGGGUUUCGGAAGAUCGUGCCGGAUCGAUGGGAGUUCGCUAACGAUUGUUUUCGGAGGGGAGAAAAGCGCCUCCUUGCCGACAUCCACCGCCGCAAGAUCAACCCGGCGGCAGCCGCAGCCGCGCCGAUCGCGGUGGCUGUGCCGAUUAAUAGGGCUGUGUCGCCGGCGAACUCGGGGGAGGAGCAGGUCCUCUCCUCGAACUCCUCCCCUGGCCCACAGACGCCGGCCACCACCGGAUCCAGCGGCCCAACGGAGCUGAGGGAGGAGAACGAGAGGCUGAGGAAGGAGAAUGCGCGGCUCCUCCGGGACCUCGCCCAGAUAACGAACGUGUGCAACCAAAUCGCGGUCCUGGUUUCGAAGUACGCGGCCGAUGGCGGCGGCGGCGGCGGCGGCGGGACGACCGAGGUGGGGGCUCCGCCGCCGAUUCUGGAGCUGAUGCCGGCAACACGGGUGGAGAAGCAGGAGGAAGAGGACGCGGACACCGUGGCGGCGGUUGAGGAAGGGGUGAUCAAGGUGGAGGAGUGGACGAGCGAGCCGCGGACGCCGGCGGGGCCGAGCCCCAAGCUGUUCGGGGUUUCGAUUGUCGGGAAACGGGUGCGGGAGGAGGAGAUGGACCAGGAUCGGACGCCGGCUGUGAAGCCGGACCCUUUUGAUCCGGGGCCGGACCCGAAGGAAGCGACCUCGCCAGAGCGCCACCAGCGGUCGUGGGUGGUGUACUGCCCUCGGCCGAUACGAAGGUCGUGCAACGUGCCGGACAACCCGACGGAUCGCGCACGUGAUGCGAGCUGAUCGCUCCGGAUCAUACGAGAUGCCGGAACGGAUCUCUUUUAGAUUCGUGCUCGCUAAUUUAAUUUAGUCUCAUUUAAUUUAAUCGUGCCUCUUAUCCACUGUAUGAUUUCCACACGUAACUCGCUACUGCACUUGUCUGCCCACUUGGGAAAAAGCGUGGAACAAUGAUGGCAGCUAAUGAUAGCUUUCUCUA
This is a messenger RNA of Musa acuminata AAA Group (dessert banana), 1727 nucleotides long. Its product is annotated as heat stress transcription factor B-2b. NCBI's taxonomy places the organism in Eukaryota, Viridiplantae, Streptophyta, Magnoliopsida, Zingiberales, Musaceae. The record is from RefSeq and is a predicted model, not a curated record. Gene Ontology annotation, cellular component: nucleus. Gene Ontology annotation, biological process: regulation of transcription by RNA polymerase II. Gene Ontology annotation, molecular function: DNA-binding transcription factor activity; RNA polymerase II cis-regulatory region sequence-specific DNA binding. The transcript is spliced from 2 exons. The coding region runs from base 470 to 1534 and encodes 354 amino acids.